AUGCUGUCCUCCUUUAGCGUCGGUGCGGUUGAGGUGCUGCACACUCUGAAGGAGCAGAUCGAGCACCUGCACACGGCGCACCCAAGGGCAAGAGCUGGUGUCGACGCUGCAGGACGGAGUUCGACAGCAAGCAGGCCAAUGCGGAGCACCGUCACGGAGUGCAAGCGGGUCAACGCGGCCGGUGUGUGCGGCCGGUGCGGUAAACACGUCAAGCACCUGAAGACCCACAUGAGGACGCACGACUCGCCCAACAAGCGGAAGCGGGAGCCGGUGAUAGGGCCCGACGGCAAGAUGGUGAGCGCCUCGCUGGCAGGCGGGGUCUGCAACAUCUGCAAGAAGUUUGUCUCGCACAGGCUAAAGCGACACGUGGACUCCCACAUCCAGCAUCCGUGCCCCAUCUGCAAGAAGCUCUUCAGCCGGGAGGACGUGAUCGCUGGACACAUCAAGCGCGUGCACAUGGAAGGAGCGGCCUUACGUCUGCAACCACUGCGGCAAGGGCUUUUGUCUCCCUCUACAGCAUUGCAGCGGCACGAGAUGAUCCACACCAACUCGUACAAGCUUGACGCCAGUCAGUCAGCUGACGCCGGCCGGUCGGCUGUCCGCUGGCUAGAGCUUGACUGGGUCAGCCAGGUUCAGCUGACGUCGGCCGGUCAGCUGACGUUCUACUGCCAGGAGUGCGGCGACGGCUUCCGCCAGAAGCAGCAGCUGACGGCGCACAUGCGCCACAAACACGGCGUGCUGGAGAUCGAGUUCGAGGACGUCACAGAGUCCACGAUCCUGGAGGAGAUGGCCGACGACGCCGUGGCCAACGAACUCAGGUUCUACUGCCAGGAGUGCGGCGCCGGCUUCCACUCGCGCCGCCAGCUAACCGGUCACAUGCGCCGCAAGCACGGCGUCGCCAACGUCGUGUUCGAGGACGUGCAGCUGCAUGUGACCGACCACAUGGUGUGA
Messenger RNA from Pollicipes pollicipes, 951 nucleotides. Its product is annotated as zinc finger protein 155-like. Gene Ontology annotation, biological process: regulation of transcription by RNA polymerase II. The transcript has 8 exons. Gene Ontology annotation, molecular function: DNA-binding transcription factor activity, RNA polymerase II-specific; RNA polymerase II transcription regulatory region sequence-specific DNA binding. The record is from RefSeq and is a predicted model, not a curated record. Gene Ontology annotation, cellular component: nucleus. The coding region runs from base 1 to 951 and encodes 316 amino acids. Lineage: Eukaryota; Metazoa; Arthropoda; Thecostraca; Pollicipedomorpha; Pollicipedidae.